Molecule: messenger RNA, 11109 nt
Organism: Bursaphelenchus xylophilus (pine wood nematode)
Lineage: Eukaryota; Metazoa; Nematoda; Chromadorea; Rhabditida; Aphelenchoididae
Source: the annotation of a GenBank genome assembly
AUGUCGCGAGUGAGCGCGGCGGCGGACGCACGUUUCGGCGGCACUCGUCAGGACCCCACAGCUGGCCGUGGCCGUCAAGAAUCGAUGGCCAACUCAAAACAGCCGCUGGCUUCGGUUGAGAAUCAUCUUCACAAGAGGGAAUCAGUCCAACCGGAUGGGACAGUUGAUGCCUCCACCUCGGAGCUCGACUAUUUGAUUGUGAAACGGACGGCAGUCGCGGAUCCGGCAAUGCAAGCGGAGUGGGCGCAGAAGAGACAAGUCUGGGUACCGCAUGAGAAGGAGGGCUUCGUUGCGGCGCAUAUCAAGGAAGACAAGGACGAAACCUACAUUGUGGAGGUGGUUGAGACCGGCCAACAGUUGAAGUUGAGCAAGGACGACUGUCAGAAGAUGAAUCCACCCAAAUUUGAUAAAGUAAGGAUAAGAUUGUUUGAAUUUGAUGAUUUUUAGAUAUUUUGAGGUUGAAAAUUGUGUUAUUAGAUACUAACUGGGUUGAUAUUUCAGGUAGAAGACAUGGCCGAUUUAACCUGCCUGAAUGAAGCGUCGGUUCUGCAUAAUUUGAAGGAUCGAUACUACUCCGACCUUAUUUAUGUAAGUUAGAAGAUAAAAACAGACGUUACAAGCAUUAUAUUGCCUUUGCUAUCUCAAAGAAGAAUAAAAAAUUAAUUAAAAACCUUUCAGACCUACUCCGGUCUUUUCUGCGUCGUUGUAAAUCCCUACAAACGUCUUCCGAUCUACUCCGAACAGCUGAUCGACGCCUUCCGUGGAAAGAAACGUCACGAGAGACCUCCGCACAUCUUCGCCAUCGCUGAUGUGGCCUACAGAUCGAUGCUUCAAGAGAGAGAAGACCAGUCGAUCCUGUGUACUGGAGAAUCGGGCGCCGGGAAAACGGAAAACACCAAAAAAGUGAUUCAAUAUCUGGCUCAUGUGGCUGGAAUGAACAGAGGCAGUAAAGGGAGUAAUUUGCCAGGAAAGGUAAGUGAAGACUAGAAUUUUUUGAUUUUUUCCUCUGAUUUUUUUUUUUUUUUUUUUUUUUUUUUUGAUGACUUAAAAUUUCUAUUUUGAAGCGGGUUUCUGCAUGUGGAUGGUGCGAAAUGCCCUAAAAUUAGAUUUUUUCGCUAAUUUUCAUUGCCUGAAGCUGUUUUAUUACAGUUGAAAGUUUAUUUUUUCGAAUAAUUAGUCAUUUCUUACUUUUUCGACCAAAAAUUCCAAAAAAAGCCUUUAAAUUUGGCUUUGGAUGCGAUUUUUUCCAAAAUUAUGACGAAAAUUAUAUCGUAUUUUUCUUCAGGGGGAAUUAGAGAACCAGCUUCUCCAAGCCAACCCGAUUUUGGAGGCGUUUGGAAACAGCAAGACCGUCAAGAACGACAAUUCAUCCAGAUUUGUAAGUUUAUUUUGAAAAAAGCGUAUCUGUAAGACCCAUUUCCAAAUAAAGUUUAAAAUUUUAUUUGCCUAAUCACUUUAGGGCAAGUUCAUCCGCAUCAAUUUCGACACGUCUGGCUACAUUUCGGGCGCCAACAUUGACUUUUACUUGCUCGAGAAGUCGAGGUGUUGCCGUCAAGCGCCGAACGAGCGAUCAUUCCACAUAUUUUAUCAAUUUUUGAGAGGAACCUCGCCCGAAGAGAAGCAGAAUUACCUGUUGGAGGACAUUGGGAACUGCGCUUUCUUGAAUAAUGGCGCUGUGGCUGUCCCGAAUGUCGAUGAUGCCAAGGAAUUCCACGAAACAAUCAAAGCCAUGAAGAUUAUGAGCUUUAGUGAUGAGGAAAUCACUUGUAAGUUGGGCAGGGAAAUUCUGAGGGCGUUAAAAUGCAUGGGGCGAGAAUUGGGGCGAUUUUUCGACCAAAAAAUUGUCAAUUUGGCUCUCAGUUUGGUUGGAUUUGAAUGUAAUGGAACGUUGUCAAUUGGGGAAAAUGACUGUUGGAGAAGCUGAAAGAUAGUAUUUUUCUUGCCUGUAAGUGUCGAAAUUAAGAUAAUCGAUGGCGUCGAUUUCAUAAAUCAUAUUCAUUUUUUCUAGUCGUUACUUUUUUUUCUUAAGCAGUACUGUAAAUUAACACUUUAUUGAACUUUUUUUCACAAAUCCUCGAUUUAGGGGUUUCCGAUAGAGCUAUUUUCAAAGCAAAAAAAUGAAUAAGCUUUUGGGAAUCAGCACUAUCGAAAUCCCUUACAGACCUGAUCCAGUGGCAAAAACGUACCAUUUUGCAUCCGGGAAGUAUCAAAAAUGUGGCAAAAUGCUUCCCUCUCCAAGUGAAAAAAAAACUUUGUCUUGAAGGGCGCGCCGCUUCCCUCGCAAAAAGAGCGGGCGCGCUGUUGUAAUCGGAGUUUUUUUUACUUGAAGAGGGAUGCAUUUUGCCACAUUUUUGAUACCUCCCGGAUACAAAAUAGUACGUUUUUUGCCACUGGAUCAGGUCACUGCAAGGGAUUUCGAUAGUGCUGAUUCCGAAAAGCUUAUUCAUUUUUUGCUUUGAAAACAGCACUAUCGGAAACCCCUAAAUCGAGGAUUUGUCAAAAAAGUUCAAUAAAGUACUAGUCUACAGUGCUGCUUAAGAAAAAAAGUAACGAGUAGAAAAAAUGAAUAUGAUUUAUGAAAUCAGCGCCAUCGGUUAUCUUAAUUUAGACAUUUACACGCAUGAAAAAUACUGUCUUUCAGUUUCCCCAGUUGUCUUUUUUCCCUAUUGACGAAGUUUUUUUACAUUCAAAUUCGAACAAAUUGAGAGCCCAAUUGACGAUUUUUUGGUCGAAAAAUCACUAAAAUAAUGUCCUUCAGCGAUCCUUCGAAUCAUCUCUUCGGUAAUGCUCUUCGGAAACAUUAAAUUGGUGCAAGAAAAGAAGUCGGAACAGGCAUGUCUGGCCGAUGACAGAGUGGCUCAGAAGGUGUGCCAUCUUCUUGGACUUUCGGUUCAAGAUUUUAGCAAGGCCUUCCUAAAGCCGAAGAUCAAAGUUGGCCGUGAAACGGUCCAGAAAGCCCAGAACAAAGAGCAAGCCGAGUUUUCGGUCGAGGCCAUCUCCAAAGCAUCGUACGAACGGAUGUUCAAGUGGUUGGUACAGCGGAUCAAUAAAAGUUUGGACAGAACUCGUCGUCAGGGCACUUCUUUCAUUGGAAUCCUUGAUAUUGCUGGUGAGUUGGGGGAGAAAAAGGGACAGAAUUGAAUUUUAGAGGGUGUUUUUUGAUUUGACAUAAAAAAGAUGUGUUUUUGGAGCUUUUGAGACCUUUUUUGGGUCAUAUUUAUAUUAUACUGGGUGAUUUUUAGGCUUCGAAAUCUUUGAGAUGAACUCCUUCGAACAAAUCUGCAUCAACUACACGAACGAAAAGCUCCAACAGCUCUUCAACAACACGAUGUUCAUCCUCGAACAGGAGGAGUACCAAAAAGAAGGCAUCGACUGGCAGUUCAUCGACUUUGGCCUCGACCUGCAGCCCACCAUCGACCUCAUCGAGAAGCCGAUGGGCAUUCUCGCCCUCCUCGACGAACAGUGCCUCUUCCCGAAGGCCACCGACAAGAGUUUUGUGGAAAAGUUGACCGCCAACCACGAAAAGAACCCCAAGUUUGUGAUCCCCGAGAUGCGGUCCCGCUCCGAUUUUGCUGUCGUCCACUACGCCGGCAGGGUGGAUUAUAGCGCGGACAAGUGGCUCAUGAAGAAUAUGGACCCGUUGAAUGAAAACGUGGUGGCGUUGAUGCAAAAUUCGUCGGAUCCCUUCGUCCAAGGCAUCUGGAAGGAUGGUAAGCGGGGUUUUGAGGAUUUUUUUGAAGUUUUGACCGAUUUUUUGGGGUUUUUUUUUUGUGGAAUUUUGAAGAUUUUGAUGGAAAUUUUAGAUUUUUUUCGGAAGUUUAUUAUUAUUUUUCUGCUUUUUGUGAGAUUUUUUAUAUUUUUUUCGACUUUUAGCAUGAAUAUUUGGCAUACUGUAUUUUUGAUGACAAAAAUUUUUUUGAAUUUUGAAUUUUUUUGGGUGUGAUCUUACAGUUUACGCUCUUAAUAUCCAUUUUCCAGCCGAAUUUGCGGGAAUGGGAGCCACCGAAGUCGCGGAAAGCGCUUUUGGCGGAGUCCGAACCAAAAAAGGAAUGUUCCGAACAGUCUCCCAAAUGUACAAAGAACAGCUCCAAAAACUCAUGUCCACCCUGCGCAACACAUCCCCCAACUUUGUCCGUUGUAUCAUCCCCAAUCACGAGAAAAAGCCACGAAAAAUUGACCCGUUAUUGGUCCUGGAACAGCUCCGUUGCAACGGAGUCUUGGAAGGAAUCCGAAUUUGCCGUCAAGGCUUCCCCAAUCGAGUUCCAUUCCAGGAAUUCCGUCAUCGCUAUGAGCUCCUGGCCCCUGGAGUUAUCCCCAGAGGAUUUAUGGACGGAAAGGAGAGCGUUAAGUAGGGAAAUUUUUGAUUUUUUGGUAUUAGAUGUCAUGGAUAAUAUAAUUGAUGUUGGAGAAGUGAUUUUGACAACUUUUCAGAAAGAUCCUAGAUGCUUUGGAGAUUGAACCCAACAGCUAUCGGAUCGGAAUGUCCAAGGUCUUCUUCCGCGCCGGCGUACUGGCCAAAUUGGAGGAGGAUCGGGACAUCAAAAUCACCGGCCUGAUCAUCGAUUUCCAGGCCCGUUGCCGCGCCUUUUUGGCCCGAAGAUUCUACGAAAAACGGGUGCAGCAGAGCAGCGCCAUCCGAGUCCUCCAACGAAACGCGUAUUCAUGGCUGAAGCUGAGGAACUGGGAGUGGUGGCGGCUUUUCACCAAGGUCAAGCCACUCUUGCAAGUCACCAAUCAAGAACUGGCCCUCCAACAGAGAGAUGAUGAGCUGAAGGUGGUCAAAGAAAAGGUCGGGAAGUAUGAAGCCGAACUGAAUGAAGUGAACCAAAGAUUGGAGAGUCUUCAUGCCGAACGAACCAGAUUACAAGACCAAUUGCAACAAGAAACGGAGGAAAGAGCCGAAAUUGAUGAACUCCGGCAAAGAUUGUUGGUGAAAAAUGAAGAACUCAGUGAAAUGGUGAAUGAUCUACAGUUUAGGUAAGGAAUUUUGAGAAAUUAGCGGUUUCGAGCUGCGCCCGAGCCUGGCGGACAUUUUAUACGAAGAAUUGUAUGAUAAGUUGAAAGCCUCGGAAAUUGCUAAAAUUUCGAUUUUAGGCUCGAAGAAGAAGAACAACGAUCUACACUGUCGUCCGACCGCCUCAAAAAGCUCGAGGAAAACAUCCGCGACCUCGAGGAACAACUGGAAUCCGAAGAAAGAAAACGCCAAAAAACCCAUCUCGACAAGAUUACACUGGAAGAUCGUCUGGUCAGAAAUGAAGAACAGAUCGCUGAACUUGUUGUGAGUUUGGUUUUGAGAGGAUUUGAACGCAAUUGCAGUGAAAUUUCAAGAUUUAUCGAUAUUACUUUAGGACGCGAAUGAAAAGCUGUCGAAAGAACGAAAAUGGUUCGAAGAACGCGCCAACCAGCUGGAAAAUCAACUGGUCGAGGAAGAGGAAAAGACCAAACAGGCCAACAAGCUCAGAGCCAAGUGGGAACAACAGUGUCAGGAGACGGAAGGAGAGUUGGAAAAGGAAAAGACUGGAAAGCAGGAACUGGAGAAAUUGAAGAGAAAAACGGAUGUGGAACUGCAAGAGACACGCGAACUUUUGGAAGAAAAAAGGAAUAAGAUCCAAGAAUUGAAUAUGCACUAUCAAAAGGCUCAAGAGGAAUUGACCAGCUUGUACUGCAGGUAGGAAGAUGGGCUAGUGUAAUAUAAAAAAAUUUUCAAAGUUUAGAAAAAUUGAUUUUUAUGGGCUGAAUAGAGUAUGAGAAGAAAGAUGAAAGCUUAUUUUGUAGUGUUUGAGAAGUUUUAAAUGCCAUUUUAUAUUGUUUUAGGUGGUUUAGAUGAUUUGUCAAAAACUUUGGAUUUUUUGGUAAACAAUUUUUUUCUGGCAAUUAAAAAUGAUUCUAUAUUGUCUAGAAUUACUAUAAACGUCUUUUAAUUUGAGGUCCGACGAAGAAAAUGCGGUGAUUUCCCAUCUCCAGAAGCAACUCCGCGAUUACGAAGCGCAGAUUGAGGAAAUUCGUGAUGAUUUGGAAAAUGAACGUCAACUUCGCAUCAAAGCCGAACACAAACGCAAGGACUUGGCUGCGGAAUAUGAGACGCUCAAAACGGAGUGUGUUGAAGCCGUGGAUAAGUCGCAAUUGGCCAUGGAAAUUCAGAGGAAAAAGGAUGAUGAAUUGAGGCAGUUGCAGGUAAAAUUAGAGGAAUUUUGGGUGGAUAACGGGGAAAUUAGGUAGUUAAAGGAAGAUAAAAAGCCAUAUUGAAGGAUUUACGGCUAUAAUCUAGGAGAUUUUUGGGGAUAGUGUUAGAUUUUUUGAUGUUAUACUUGAUGGACCAAUGAGAUCCAAAAAAAACUUUCAAUUUUUCAGAGCACAAUAGAAGCUGUGAGUCAAGAAGGCCAAAAGAAACUGGACGAAGUCCGACAAAAGUAUCAGCGUCAAGUUGAAGAACUCAUCGAUCAAAUUGAACAACAAAAACGCCUCAAAACGCAGGCCGACAAAUCGAAGGAGACCCUCGAACAAGAACAUGAAGAACUCCGCGCAGAACUCGAAACCAUCGCUGCACAGAAGAGUGAGGCCGAGAAUCGACGAAAACAAGCCGAAGCAGUCGUACUGGACCUGAGAGCAUCGCUGGAAACGGCCGAACAGCAGAUCGGCGGACUUCAGGAACAGCUGAAUAGGGUGAGGAGAGGGAAUUUUUUGAAGGAAUAGAGGUUUUUUUGGGGCCUUUUUUUAUUUGGGCUUGUUAUCAGUUGAUUUUAAAAUAAUUUUUUUUGCCGUUUUUUUUGGGAUUAGUCAUUGUCAAUAUUAUAGUAGGUUAUAGUUUGAAAAUGAUAAAAGGAAUUUCCGAUUUGAUGACUAAUUCCAAGUCAAUGUAAUGUUCAGUGAAGGACCUGAUCCAGUGGCAAAAAAUGUAUCGUUUUCCAUCCAGAAAGUAUCAAAAAUGUGGCAAAAUACCUCCCUCUCCAAGUGAAAAAAAAACUAACUCAGUUUUGAAGAUCGCGCCUUUUCCCACACAAAAAGAGCGGGCGCACUUUUUAAAUCGGAGUUCUUUCACUUGGAGAGGGAGGUAUUUUGCCACAUUUUUUGAUACUUCCUGGAUGCAAAAUGGGACUUUUUUUGCCGCUGGAUCAGGACCCCACUGUACGUCAUGCUGACUGGGAAUUAGUCAUCAAGUCGCAAAUUCCACUUAUCGUUUUCAAACUAUAACCUACUGUAAUAUUUAUAACGACUAAUCUCAAAAAACCGACAAAAAACUUAUUAGAAGCCACUGAUAAAUUGUAGGAAGAACUCGAGUAUGAUUAGGUGAUUUUUGAAUUUGGAAAUUGCAUUUAAUUUGACAUUGUUUUAGAUUCAACCCGAGUUCGAUGUCGCCCAACGCCAACGAGAAGAGUUCGAACAACUCGUCAACUCCCAGCAACACAAGAUCAGCUCCUUGGAAGGCCAGGUCACCGAAGCGCAAGAGCUCUUGGCCGAUGAGACUCGUCAAAAAUUGGCUGCACAAAGCCAAGUCCGUCAGCUUCAAUCCGAAAUCCAAAACUUGCUCGAAACCAAAGAGGAGAUGGAAUUGGCGCAGCAAAAAUUGGAGGCCGACAUUCAAGCCCUAAAGGCACAAUUGAGCGAAGAGAAGAAACGAUCCGAGGAAGCGGUUGUGGGCCAGUUGGAAGAGCAGAAAAAGAAAUUCCAAAAGGAACUGGAGAACGUCCAAAAAGAAGUCGAAGACUUGCUUGGCGCAAGAGAUCGGGCCGAAAGGGCGAAGAAGAAGUUCCAGCAAGAGGUGAGGAGAAGCUGGGUUGACUGAGGGGGGUUGGGAAGAGGAUUUUGAGGGAGGAAAAAGGGGUUUUGGGGGAUUUUAGAGGUGUAGUGUCAUGUGUAAUAUAAAAAAUGUCCAAGAAGAAGCCAAAAGUAAGAUUAAUUGGCUUUAUAUUGCCUCAGGGAGAAGGUAGAUUAAUAUAGAAGGGAAUGAGAUGUAUUGAAACAAGGAGAAGACGGUUUUGAGAGAGAAACGGGGUUUUUUAGAAUUUUAGAGGUUUAGUGUCAUGUGUAAUAUAAAAAAUGUCCUAGAAGAGGCUAAAAGUAAGAUUAGUUGGCUUUAUAUUGCCUCAAGGGAAGGAAAAAUUAAUAUAGAAGGGAAUGAGAUGUAUUGAAACAAGUCUUGGGCCAUAAUUUUAUGGUUUAUUUCAUCCUUCCUCCCAAAUUCCCAAAAAAAAUUUGAUGAGUUAAUUUUUAGGUGGAAGAUCUGAAUAUCGAACUGGAGAAUGUCCGCACUACCUCCAGAGACGCCGACAAGCGCCAAAGGAAGUUUGACCAACAGCUUGCCGAAGAGAGAGCCAACCUCCAAAAGGUGGUCGCCGAAAGAGAUGCCCUGGAACAGGAUGCCAGAGACCGCGAAACCAAACUUCUUGGACUUCAGAAUCAACUUGAAGAACUCAAAUCCCAACUGGAUGACUCGGAAAGAGUCAAGAGAAUGCUUCAACUCGAAUUGGAAGAGUCGGUGAGGAAGUUGAGAAUUUUUGUCUAGUAUAAUAUAAAAUUUGAUGAUUCUUGCGAAAAAAUUAUGUUUUUCCUUCAGGUUUCUUCCAAGGAUGACGUCGGAAAGAGUGUUCAUGAAUUGGAACGCGCCAAACGCCAACUGGAACAAGAGUCCGCUGAUCUGAGAGCCCAGAUUGAAGAGCUCGAAGAUGCGGUUCAGCUGGCUGAAGAUGCGAGACUGAGAAUUGAAGUCACUUCGCAAGGCCAGAAAGCCGAGUUUGAGCGGAUUUUGGCGCUGAAGGAACAAGAAGAUGAGGACAAGCGGCGCUCCUUGUUGAAGCAGGUCCGAGAAUUGGAAGAGGAGCUGGAACAGGAGAGAAGAAGCAAGGUAAGGCUGGGAAUUGGUGAUUAUUUUAAGUGAAUUGUAUCAUAAUGGUAUGUACGGAUAGAUAGAGUGGCAAAAAUUGAUUUUAGAUGGGUUUGGAAUAGAUUUUUGGCCGAAAUUUUUUGUUUUUUUUUUAAUUUUUUUUCAUAAAUAAUUCAGCCUUUUUUGGUAAUUGUAGGGAAUUUAAGAUGUUUAAGACAUUUUUUUAUAAUUUAUACAGAAUUUUUUAUAUUAUUUUAGUCAUUUUUCUCCUAAAAAUACAAUUUAGUUUCGAAAAAAUCAAUUUUUCCCCUUUUUUCAGGUCGGAACCGUCGGUCAAAAGAAGCAACUCGAAAGCCAGGUCCUAGAACUCCAACAACAACUCGAACAGCACAUCCGACAAAAGGAUGACAUGAGCAAACAGCUCAAGAAAUUCCAACAACACAUCAAGGAACAGCAAGUCAAAGUGGACGAACAACAAAAGCAACGAGAAGAGAUGGCCGCCCUUCUCCGCGAAGCCGAACGCCGGAUGCGGCAGGCCGAAGGAGAGGUGAUCCGACUCCAAGAAGCCACCGAGAGUUUGGCCGCGCAGAAACGAAAACUGGAAGCCGAAAGAGACGAGCUGGAGGAGCUGAGAGGCAAAGGAGGCAUCUCAUCCGACGAGAAGAGACGAUUGGAAAAUAGAAUCACAGUUUUGCAAGAGGAGGUGGAGGAGGGAGAAACGGCACUCCUCGAGCUUCAAGACAAGAUCAGAAAGGCCCAGCAAAAUGUAGGGUUUCGUAGGAUGUGCGGCAGAUUUUUUGUCGCAAUAUCUUUGCAGUAAUCCCAGCCAAAAUGAAAGGCAUAACUUUGCUAGAAACGGAAUUCAAACCAUUUCAUUUCAGGCCGAUCAAGCCGGAAUUGAACUCAACGCCGAACGCGCGAACGCUCAAAAAUUGGAGACCGAAAUUCAGAGCCUCGAACGGCAGAACCGAGAGCUCCGCUCACAAGUUGUCGAACUUGAAACCCUUACUCAAACGCGGACCCGAGCUCAAAUCGGAUCGUUGGAGUCGCAGGUCAAGCAGCUGCAAGAUCAGCUGACCGCGGAAAGUCAGGAACGGCAGAACGCGAGCCGAAUGCUGAGAAGAAUGGAAAAGAGGGUCGCCGAAGCCAAUGCUCAAACCGAAGAGGAGAGAAGAGCUGUGGAACAGUUCAAGGAAGCGGUAAGCAAGAUUUUGGAUGGAAUGCGGGAUGUGAAGGGGUGGAUAUGUUGGACAAGGGAGAGUUUUUUUGUUGUAGUAGACGAAGAGGUGGUAAUUUUGAAGGAUUGGGUAAUUUUGAGUAAACAAAUUUGAUGAAAAGCGAGUAAAGGCCAUUUUUAUGGCUUUUGUGAUGUCUAGAUUUAUAUUUUAGCCCGGCAAAAUACUUGUGUAAAAGUGGGGCAAGAGCUGACCAAAGGAAAUUUUUGAAGAGUUUUGGAUUUUUUAGUUGAAUUGUAGGUUGGAAAAGGCGAUAGGGAUGAUUGCUAAGGCUCAGAGGACAUUAAGACCGAUAUAUUUUGGACUGGCCAGGGCGUGGUAAAAAAUGUGGUAAAAGGGGACCAAUUUUUUUUCAUUUUUGAAAUUUUGAAGUAGUAAAGUGGCGGAUUGGUCCAGUGGCAAGAUGUGUACCAUUUUGCAUCUGGGAAGCAUCAAAAACGCAGCAAAAUACCUCCCUCUCCAAGUAAAGAACUCCGUUUUGAAGAGCGUUCUUUUUUCACUAGGAGAGGGAGGUAUUUUGCUGUUUGUUUUUUGAUACUUCUCGAAUGCAAAACGGUACGUUUUUUGCCACUGGAUUAGGUAUGCCACUUUGCCAUUUCAAAAUUCCAAAAACGAAAAAAAAAAUUUUGGUCCCCUCUUACCACAUUUUUUACCACGCCCUGACCAGUCCAAAAUAUAUCGGUCUUAAUGUCCUCUGAGCCUUAACAGUCAUCCUUACCGCCUUUUCCAACCUACAAUUCAGCUAUUAUAAUCCAUAACUUCAAAAAUUUCUUUUUAAAUUUUGGUCACCAGAUUAGUUUUAGGCCUUUAGGAGGAUGUUUAUAGGUCUUGAAAAGGUUGGAAAAUACAGUUCGAGAAAGAUGAAGGACAAAGAUUACAGUAAAUAUCCAUUUUUUCAUUGUUUCCUUUCAGGCGGACCGCGCCAACGCCAAAGCCCGUCAAAUGCGUCGGCAGGUGGACGAACUGGAGGAAGAAGUGAGCCGCGAACGCGCGCGCGCUCGCGCCUACCAACGCCAACUCGACGACGUGCACGCCAACGACACCAUCGCCUAA